Messenger RNA from Ziziphus jujuba (common jujube), 4077 nucleotides. RefSeq lists its product as uncharacterized. The record is from RefSeq and is a predicted model, not a curated record. Gene Ontology annotation, cellular component: cytoplasm. NCBI's taxonomy places the organism in Eukaryota, Viridiplantae, Streptophyta, Magnoliopsida, Rosales, Rhamnaceae. The transcript has 8 exons. Gene Ontology annotation, biological process: signal transduction; protein phosphorylation. Gene Ontology annotation, molecular function: ATP binding; protein kinase activity; protein binding. Bases 107 to 3724 code for a protein of 1205 amino acids.
UCUUCAAAAUCUAAUAUUUUUAGGAGGGCAAGAGGCUAAAAAGCGAAGACUUUCUCUCUCCUCUCCAACGAGAAAAACACCUGAGAAGAAGGAGGAAGUUGAAUGAAUGAUGGCAACUUCGCAAUUUCAAGAAACUCCAAGUGCAAAAUUUGAAGACCACCCAGUCACAGACUCCACAAAAACUAUAAACUCUCUCUCUCAUCGCAACGAACACUCGCACCAAAUUUCCCUCUCUGGUCUCUCUCUCUACGAAACCUCCAUGAAAGAACCUCCUCUUCACCAUCAUCACCAUCUCUCUCGUCGCAAGAGACCCACCAAUAAUAAUAACCAGCUCAAGAAACUCAAGCUCGUAUGCAGCUUCAAUGGCUGUUUCCAAACCCGUCCACCUUCAGCCAAGCUCCGCUACGUCGGCGGCGAGACUCGUAUCAUCUCCGUCGACCGGAAUAUCAGCUUCUUGAAGCUCCGAUCAAAGAUUGCGGAUCUAUGCCCCAAAACCACCUCCUUCGUCCUCAAAUACCAGCUUCCCGAAUCGGACCCUGCCUGUUUCGACUCCGGUACUCCUCUGGUCCUGAUCGCCUCCGACGACGACGUUCGCUGCAUGAUAGACGAGUACGAUAAACUCGAGCUUUACUGUAAGAAUGCCAGGCUCUGGGUUUACGUGUGUAGCAAUAAUGGCGGUGAUAAUGCGAUGGUGAUGAAUCAAUUGUAUGGGAAUUGUACGGGAAUUAAGGGUUUGAAUGGGCUAGAAUAUGAAACUGCAAUUGGUGGUGGCGGUGGUGGUGUUAAUAAUGGGUUUGAGUCUCACUCUCAAAAAUGUGAGAACCAGGUGUUUGGAGCUCAGGUUGAUGGUAAGGUUGUUAACAAUUUAGGUGGAGUACGGUGUGGUUGUGGUGAUGAUUCGCUCAGAACAAUUGGUGGUGGUGGUGUUAACAGUGAAACUGCAAUUGGUGGUGGUGGUGGUGGUGUUAAUAAUGGGUUUGAGUCUCACUCUCAAAAAUGUGAGAACCAGGUGUUUGGAGCUCAGGUUGAUGGUAAGGUUAUUAACAAUUUAGGUGGAGUACGGUGUGAUUGUGGUGAUGAUUCGCUCAGAACAAUUCUGCUGAAACAGCGAAUGGUGGCAAAACAAUCGGCUCAAAUUCAUAGCAGUCAAGGUGUUUGGGGUUUUGCUUCUGCUGAGAAUGAAGCCGGAACUGUAUGCUGCGGUGAAAAUCGAAAGUUUGAUCACCCACUGAUAGAUUUAGGACCUCAACAACCCCAAGUCUCAAUUAGCAGAGACGAGGUGAUUCAGAGUUUUGAGGACCUCGACGUGUUAGAUAGCAAAACAGCAGGUACGCAUGUGCCUAGAAGUGAGAAUUGGGUUCAGUUUCCAGCGCCCCGUCCCAUUCCCUUGAAUCCCAUGGAUGGGAAUCUGCGUGUGGAACCAAAUAGUUCGACGCAAUGUUUGGCGGUGAACUGUGGCAGCGUUUUCUGUAAUGGGUGUUGGAUUCCCAGUGGGUCGCUUUCAGCACUGCAAGGUUCGUCAAACUUGAAGCAACUGGGAAGUUAUGGUGAAGGUUUGUUGUGUGGCUUUGGUGCUAAGCAGGAUUGGAGAAACACUGGACCUGUGCAGAUGAGCAAUUUCAACAGGGAGAACAUUAUGCCUUGGGGAGCAGUUUCAGUUCCUUGUGUUGAUCAUUUGACUGGAGUUGCUUAUCCCCAGAAUUCUAUGUACAACGGCAACAGGGUUUGUGAUGGCUUUCGGAGCAGUAUAAGAAAUCAUAGGUUUGGAGUAAACGAUUCUAGAAAUCAGCGUCUCUGUUCAUACCAUGCUCAGGAUCUUCGAAACAUGGCUGAAAUGGGUAACCAUCGAGCUGCUGCAAGAUUGGAUGGAAGGAAUUCAAUGGGAAAAAGCUACUAUGUGCUCAGACCAAAUACGAGCAUAGCAAAACAGGGGCAGUCUAUGAGAGUAUUUUAUCCCCACUCGUGGAGGCAGAGGUCUGUUUUUCCAGAGCAGCAAGUGUUAAAUGGACGGGCUAAUAUGAAGGAUUAUAGCAUGAAUAAGAAAGAGACUCUGUUGUAUGACGUUCAGUAUAGCAAUGAUAAACUACGGGAUCAGAGAGGCCCUGCAGUUUCACCGAGCAGAAAUUCAAAGGUUGAGGAAUCUUAUUUAGCUUAUGCCGGAGCAUGCAGCAGAUUGAACAGCCAAAUUCUCUCAUCUCGUGAUGCGAUUGAGAGUUCCAAUCCUUGCAUGACGACAAUGAAGACUCGGGCUGAUCUCUUAUCUGGUUCUAAUUGUGAGAAGUAUGAAAUUUCUUCUCAGACUUUGGAUGAUAAUUUCGGUGAAAUACCCACAAGUUUUGAUCCUAUCCAUUGUUAUGAGGUUGCAAACGUCUCUGGUUUUUCUAAUGGUCUGAUUCAUAGCAAUGGAACAGAAUUGGGAUAUAAUAAGAAAUUUCUAGGUGAUGUAGUAGCCGUAGAUUCUCUUAGCAACCAUAGAAAUGACUCUAAAGAUGUACAAGUACACAAGGAAGAAAUUGCAUCUUCGGUUAAUAGCUUUCUGGGUAACCCUUCACCAUCGUCAUCCAAAGAAGUUAAGCCUCCUGCAUUCUCACCUGGUUCUAGCACAGAUGCUUCUUCUGAUGCCACUCUAAAAGCUCAAUCUAAGGCUGUUGAUCUCAUGGAGGAAGGACAGCAUGGUGGGUCUAAGCUUUCCUCCCAGAAUGCAGGAGAGAUGAAAAAAAAUCACGUGCAAGAGGGAGAGGUCCAACAAGAUUCUUUGUGCAGUUUAAGCAUUGAUGAAAAGACCAACAAUAAAGAAAGUCAUAAAUCCUCAAAGGUGAUCGAUGGAAUCCCUAGUGACCUGGCAGGAUUUUAUACUCAUCUUGCUACACGAGAGCUGCAGACCAUUAAAAAUUGUGACCUUGAGUAUAUAAAAGAACUUGGUUCUGGCACUUAUGGAAGUGUAUAUCAUGGAAAAUGGAAGGGGUGUGAUGUCGCUGUUAAGAGGAUUAAACCGAGUUGUUUUACUGAUGGCACAGUAGAGGAGGAUCGAUUGGUUGCAGACUUCUGGAAGGAAGCUCACAUGCUUGGUCAGCUUCACCAUCCAAAUAUAGUGGCAUUUUAUGGUGUAGUUACAGAUGGACCAGUGACAAAUCUGGCAACAGUGACAGAGUAUAUGGUGAAUGGCUCCUUAAAACAAGUUUUUCGAAGAAAAGAUCGAAGUAUUGAUCGUCGUAAGAGGCUGAUUAUAGCAAUGGAUGCAGCCUUUGGUAUGGAAUAUCUACAUGGAAAGGGCAUUGUCCACUUUGAUUUGAAAUCUCAUAAUUUCCUUGUGAAUAUGAGGGACCCUCAACGGCCAAUAUGCAAGAUUGGUGAUCUGGGCUUAUCUAAAAUAAAGCAAAAGACGCUUGUUUCUGGUGGGGUACGUGGUACAAUACCAUGGAUGGCACCAGAGCUUUUGAACAGUAAUAACAACUUAGUAACUGAAAAGGUUGAUGUCUACUCAUUUGGGAUUGUUAUGUGGGAGUUAUUGACUGGAGAGGAACCCUAUGUAAACAUGCGCUCAGAGGACAUAAUAGCUGGUAUAAUUAAAGGCAAUUUGCGACCUGAUAUCCCAACUUGGUGUGAUCCAGCAUGGAGGUCAUUGAUGGAGAAGUGCUGGUCACGUGAUCCUGAUUCUAGGCCAUCCUUCACAGAGAUUUCAAAGGAGCUUCGCACCAUAUCAGCAACCAUGAACAUCAAAUGAAAAUGGUGUCGAAAUUGAGCCCUAUGUUGAACUGUAGAUUUUUCGUGUAAAUACUUUAGGAGAAACUAGAAAACAUGGCAUGCUGCUGAGAUGUGGACUUAGGUCCUUUUUUUUUCAUCCACUCUCAUGUCUGAUUUAAAGCGAGUCAGCCCUUAGUUUAGGAUCAGAUGCCAGGCGUUAUUUUUGGAGUCGCUGGCAUCUGUAUGAAAUAUACAGCCAGAUGUUUGUAAAACGUAAAAGGUUCCAUUUAGGUUGCAAUUUUGUCUAGGCUUCAAAUUUUCAAAUGUAUAGGACUAUACAAAUGAUAUUUUCAUGAAAUGGAAAUUCAAAUGGAGAGGUUUUAGACUUGGUAA